Molecule: messenger RNA, 467 nt
Organism: Prunus mume (Japanese apricot)
Lineage: Eukaryota; Viridiplantae; Streptophyta; Magnoliopsida; Rosales; Rosaceae
Source: RefSeq, a predicted model, not a curated record
GUAUAUCUCCGUGUACCCGUGCAUCGUGUGUAAUGUCGGGAUCAGUUGCUGCAGCUGGUGCUUGGAUGAGAAAGUUCAAGGAGUAUUAUGUUGAAUUCCAAUCCCUGAGGGAGAAGAAGGUUCAUCAAGAGAGGAAUCUGAAUGGUGAAUCACAAUCCCUGACAGAGAUAGAGGUUCGUGUAGAGAGGUUGAGUGAGACAGACAUUGCCGAAGAAAUACAAUUUAAAACGAUGCAAUCGACCAUGGAGACACUGGUUACAAAGCAAAAGCAGGUAGAGAUGUUGCUAAAGGAGGCGAAGGAGCAGCUAAAGGAUCUGAUGAAUGAGCAGGAGAAGGAGGAGGAGAAUCCAAUGGAGAAAUGAUAACUAAUGCCUCUCUUUCCAAUAUUAUGCUUUCCUACACCCUAAACCCUAAACUUAGUGGGUUGUUUGUUUGCCCUAAUUGUUUAUUAAUUAGAUUUGGUGUGU